This is a messenger RNA of Paramacrobiotus metropolitanus, 1805 nucleotides long. RefSeq names its product annexin A13-like. Lineage: Eukaryota; Metazoa; Tardigrada; Eutardigrada; Parachela; Macrobiotidae. Bases 539 to 1627 code for a protein of 362 amino acids. Gene Ontology annotation, cellular component: cytoplasm. The transcript has 8 exons. The record is from RefSeq and is a predicted model, not a curated record. Gene Ontology annotation, molecular function: calcium-dependent phospholipid binding; calcium ion binding.
UACAAAGUAAGAGAACAUAACACAACGCGCUACUGCCGGCUACAUUUUUGUUCCACUAUCCUGUCAGUGCCAAACGGUACCUUUAUUUUUUGAGUAUGCAGUGCACAGAUGCAUGCUGCAUUUUAACGCCACAACCACAAAGAUAAUUCCGUAUAAAAUAUCUCUGCACACUUACUGUACAAAUCUUGGUUGUUUUUUAAAUUCUAUUUACUCAUUCCUGAUGUUGCGUUGUACUCGUUUAUCUUCCCAUUCUGCAAUUUAGUGCGAAUAUUGUCCCUAAUUAGUGAGAUCCGAGUGGCCAUUAUAUACCGCAUCUUGAAGCGUAAAAGGUCACGCUUACUCUAUCUAAAUCGUGGAUUACGCACUAUUGCCACUUUCACAAGUUAAAUAGCGCUGUUAUGUAUCUGUAUACCACACUCAGCGUGUUGUCUGACGGGGAUAACUGAAACUUUGAUUUUGCUCUUGUCAUUCGACGACGCCAGUUUUUCGCCGGCUACAUUUCGCGUAUUCCGGUACACCUGGAUUUAUUAUAAUCGUUAUGGCGGACGAGAAAUCCAUCAGACAGUCCCGAGCGCGCUCCAACUCAUCGACUCCGAAUCAGCAUUACCAGAAUCUAUUAAAUCACAUCCGACAGAAACAGGAGAAAAACACGGAUUUGCCCACCAUCCGGGAAUUCAUGUCUUUCGAUCCUAAAGCAGAUGCGGAAGUGCUGUUUAAUUCAAUGAAAGGUUUAGGAACGCAUGAGAAGGCAAUUAUCGACAUCCUAACCCAGCGAACCAAUAAACAGCGCCAGGAAAUCGCUGCCAGUUAUAAAGAGAUGUAUGGCAAGGAGAUCAUCAAAGCUUUUAAGGGAGAACUGAAGAUUAUUAUCAAUGGCCACUUCGAAGACGUGAUCCUUGCACUCCUGAAAACACCAGAAGUAUAUGACGCCGAAUCAAUUCACCAUGCUUUUUCUUCAGGAUUUACGACGGAUGACGGUGUUCUUAUUGAUAUUUUUUCCACUCGGAACAAUGCCGAACUAGAUGCCAUUAGAAAAGCUUAUCAGUCCGGUUAUGGAAAAGACUUGAUGCAGGAUAUUGAAAAACUCCACGGAUCCGAUGGCUUUAAAGAACUACUGCUUGCCAUAUUAGCGGAGACUCGCGAAGCCGAGGAGGAUGUUAAUCCGGAGCAAGCUCGCUGGGAUGCGCGGGCCAUGUACGAUGCCGGUCCGCGGCACUGGAUAACGGAUACAGCAUUCCGUUCUAUUUUCACCGGGCGCAGUUACACGCAUAUGCGCCUGGCUAUUGCCGCCUUCGAAGAAAUGGCCGAUGUGGAAAUCGUGAGUUUUGCGAAGCACAAAGAUACGUAUUUCGCGGAGUUAUUGCACUCUGCCUUCAAAGGUUUAACGACAAACCAUAAGCGUGUCAUCCGAACACUCGUAUCGCGUUCCGAAAUUGACUUAGAGACGACUAAAGAUAAGUUCGAAGAUAUUUACCACAAGCCUCUGGGAUCCGUUAUUGCGCAAGAAACUUCCGGAAACUACCGAAACAUCUUACUUGGGUUAGCAGGAGCUCAUGAAGAGAUCCGCCGCCUGGAUCACAGUCCGCGCCGCUCAGUGGAUUUGCAUCAUACAAAACUCAAGUUAUAACUUCCAAUUAAAUUGAGGCAGCAUACAGAAUAAUCGAUAUGGGAAAAGAUUCUACGUAACCUUUUUGCUGCCGAUCUUUGCCAAAAACGUUUAUUAAAUACCUUUACUGCAUUAAAAAUUGUACGCACUAAUCCCGAUAGUUUACCGUGUUGAAAAUGCUAAUACUAUUAAAAGAAAA